CAUAUAUAAGUGAUCAUGCUUCUCAUAAUACUACAAAGACGACCAAGACAUCUUAUAUAUUUCAAGAGAGUUGAAAGAGAAGAGGAAAGAGAUAUAAAGAUAAAAUGUCAAGUUCUUACGAUGCGUUAGUUUUGCCUAGUCAUGUGAAGACUGUUUUGAUCACUGGGGCUGGAGGUUUCGUAGGCCAACAACUCACUCAACUCCUUCUACAACUUUACCCUUCUAUCCGAUUGAUAACAGUGGAUAUCAACGUUCCUCCUACUUAUGGAAUAACGGAUUCGAACAAACUUAAGAGUGUUAAAGCCGAUUUGGGGGAUUUGGACCAGGUUAAGAGUUUGUUCGAAGGAGAAACCAUCGGAGGGGUAUUCGCUUUGCAUGGUAUCAUGUCAGGUGGAGCUGAAGCGAAUUUCGACCUUGGAUACGCUGUCAACGUCGACGCUCAUCUCAACGUACUCAAAACAGCUGUAGCUCAUGCAGCUACUUUUCCCGAAGGGGAGAAGACGGUUUAUGUGUUCGCUUCGAGUUUAGCAGUUUAUGGAGGACCAAAGUGUAGACCUCAAGAUUUGGUCGUGCCUGCCGACACACCUUUGAUCCCAGAAACCAGUUAUGGUUGUCAAAAACAAAUCAUCGAGACUUACGCAUACGAUUAUGGUCGUCGUGGUAUGCUCGACACUCGUUGUGUUCGUCUGCCCACCGUAGCUAUCCGAUCUGGUGCACCAUCAACCGCAGCAUCAUCUUUCAUCUCCGGUCUCAUCCGUGAACCUCUUCUAGGUCAAAUCUCUGAAUGUCCCAUUGCGUCCGGUCCAGACGAUCCGAUACUCGAUCAAUUGCCCGUAUACCUAAGUAGGACCAAAACUGUCAUUCGAAACCUCGUUUGGGCUCUUUGUAUGCCUCAGAGUUCUUUCAAAGAGAGAGUUAGUAGGAGUUUGAACUUGCCUGGAAUCAGUAUUCUUCCUAGGGACAUAUUAAAUGCUCUUGUCGAACAUGGAGGUGAAGAAGCUCUCAAAUUGGUUCAUUGGAAACGCGAUCCCGUCGUCGUCCGUAUUUGUCUCACCUGGCCAGGAGAUUUUGAUAGUUCUGAAUCCGUUGCGUUGGGUUUUGAGCAGGACGAUACGAAGACUGGGUUUUCUAGUGCCGUUGGAGACUUUAAGGAGUUGUUAGUGGCUCAAGCUAAAUAA
Molecule: messenger RNA, 1178 nt
Organism: Tremella mesenterica DSM 1558
Lineage: Eukaryota; Fungi; Basidiomycota; Tremellomycetes; Tremellales; Tremellaceae
Exons: 6
Coding region: 105-1178 (357 amino acids)
Source: RefSeq, a predicted model, not a curated record